AUGCCUAAAAUAUUUAAAGCUUAUAAUCAAAAAAUAAACCUUAAUAAUUUAGAUUUUGAAGGUGUUUCCUUCACCUCUAUAUUUCUUGUUAAAGUUAAUGAUAUUGGAAAGGAUGUAUCUAAUUCAAAAUUUAAGGAAGUAGAUAAGAGAUUUAAAGAAGAAUUAUUAAUACAAAACACGUCAGUCCAACUUGGGUGGUUAAUCGAUCUACAACAUAAAUGA
Funneliformis mosseae is the source of this 222-nucleotide messenger RNA. Lineage: Eukaryota; Fungi; Glomeromycota; Glomeromycetes; Glomerales; Glomeraceae. The record is from the annotation of a GenBank genome assembly.